AUGCACUUUGACCUUAAUUUUCCAGUCACUGCAUCUGGCUUCACCCCUGCCCAAAUAAAGGGAAUCGAAGCUCGUCUGGACCUUCUUGAACAUUGUCUGUUUACUUGUGUUAUGAUACACUGUGAUGCAUUCAAUCAAACCGUGAACAAGAAAAUCGACCCCAAAACUCAUGUCAACAUUCUGGAUGGACUUCUUACACAGCUGAGGGCGAGGCCCGGGACGGUAUUCUUGAAGCGACUUACAAUUGUCCUCGAUAAUGAUAGCGAAAAAGGCUUUGGUUUGACAAACGCGAACACCUCCCUUGUCGAGCCUUACGAUGUGAUCGCUCUCCUGCCAACGACCUCCGCGACAUUUUCCCUCGCUUGCCUCACGCAUAGUCUUCCUUCACCACUCACUGCACAUAUUAUUGCUCUUCCUUUAACGCUCCCUCGAUUGCCCUUUCAGUUGAAGCACACACUGUUUUUCGAAAUCAACUACGCAGGAGCCAUCGGCGGCGAAAUUGAAGCCAGUCUUUCAGCUUUCGGCGUCAGCGAUACCGGUGUAAGUGGCAAACGAAACUGGUGGGCUGCUGCACGAGAAGUCGUUCGGGUGACCAAGGGAAAAGGCAUCGUUGUAGGACCCAAGGAUAUUGCAAAUUUGCUCACGCUGCUGGACCUGGCACAAAAUCUAGCUCACGAUGCAUCAGUUGCUGUACCUAAAUCACUCGUCUUGCGUGCACAAGCACGCAAAACCUAUCGAGCCGUCCUGUCAGAACCCAGGCAGGCGCCUCCCACCCAGCAGACCGAAGACGACCAAAAUUUGCGUGACAACGUGAAUAUUCAACAAUCCAGUCGAUUAUCUGCGAACCCAACCUUGACGCUGCCUCAACCGGCCCUCCGUGAUCCCCAGGGAACUGCUAAUACCGAGGGCGAGUCGCAAAGACAGAAGAAGAAGAAAGGUGGGAAUAAAGAGAAAGCUCGUGCCAGUCUAACAAUUGUCUAA
This is a messenger RNA of Suillus paluster, 981 nucleotides long. RefSeq lists its product as uncharacterized. Gene Ontology annotation, cellular component: nucleolar ribonuclease P complex. Lineage: Eukaryota; Fungi; Basidiomycota; Agaricomycetes; Boletales; Suillaceae. Bases 1 to 981 code for a protein of 326 amino acids. The transcript is spliced from 10 exons. Gene Ontology annotation, molecular function: RNA binding. The record is from RefSeq and is a predicted model, not a curated record. Gene Ontology annotation, biological process: tRNA processing.